AUGAAACAGGAUCAGCACAGGGCGGCUGAGCUACCCACAGGAUCUGAGCCGUGUGGAGGCUUCGUGGACGCCACUGAGGCUGGCUACAUCACCACCCCAGGCUACCCCCUGGAAUACCCUCCCAACCAGAAUUGCCGCUGGGUCAUCACAGCCCCCGAGCCUUCACAACGCAUAAUCCUCAAUUUCAACCCCCACUUUGAAAUCGAGAAACUGGACUGCAGGUACGACUAUGUUGAGAUUCACGAUGGAAACUCCGAGUCAGCGGACCUGCUGGGGAAGCACUGCAGCAACAUUGCCCCCGCACCAAUCAUAUCAUCAGGCCCCUCCGUGCACAUCAAGUUCGUCUCAGACUACGCCCAGCAGGGGGCCGGCUUCUCCUUACGCUAUGAGAUCUUCAAAACGGGUUCCGACUGUUCCCGUAACUUUACCAGUCCCUCGGAUCUCAUUGAGUCCCCAGGCUUCCCUGACAAAUAUCCCCACAACCUGGAGUGCUCCUUCAUCAUCGUUGUCCCGUCCAGCAUGGACGUCACGCUCACCUUCCUCACCUUUGACCUGGAGAAUGAUCCCCUUCAAGGUGGAGAUGGAGAAUGCAAGUAUGACUGGCUGGAAGUGUGGGACGGGCUCCCAGGAGUGGGUCCCCUGAUUGGUCGAUACUGCGGGACCAGGGUUCCUCCAGAGAUCCAGUCAUCCACUGGAAUUCUGUCUCUGGCUUUCCACACGGACAUGGCCGUGGCCAAGGACGGCUUCUCAGCUCGAUACAACAUGACGCAUAAGGAAGUCAAAGAGCGGUUCCACUGUAGUUACGCAUUCGGUAUGGAGUCGGGAAAGAUCACAGACGAGCAGAUCUCUGCCUCGUCCAGCUUUUAUGAUGGACACUGGAUGCCACGUCAGGCCCGGCUCAACUACAACGACAACGGGUGGACACCCAAGGAGGACAGCAACAGGGAGUACAUUCAGGUGGAUCUCCAUACCCUCAAGGUGAUCACAGGCAUCUCCACUCAGGGUGCCAUCUCAAAGGAAACUCAGAAGAUCUACUAUGUCACCACCUUCAAGCUGGAGGUCAGCACUAACGGAGAGGACUGGAUGGUUUUCCAUGCUAAUACUGACGCCACAGACGUGGUUCUCAACCGGGUCCCGCAGCCCGUCCUGGCCCGCUUUGUGAGAAUCAGACCUCAGACGUGGAAGAACGGCAUCGCCCUGCGAUUCGAGCUCUAUGGCUGUCAGAUUACAGAUGCUCCCUGCUCAGAGCUGCAGGGCAUGUUGUCUGGACUACUUCCUGAUUCCCAAAUUUCUGCAUCCUCCAUGAGGGAUAUCCACGGCUCUAUGGGGGCAGCCCGGCUGGUGGCGAGCCGGUCGGGCUGGUUUCCCAACCCCACACAACCCAUAGCUGGAGAAGAGUGGCUACAGGUGGAUCUCGGCAUGCCCAAAAUGAUUCGGGGAAUUAUUACCCAGGGUGCAAGAGGGCUGGAGGGCAGCACCAGCGCUGAGAACAGGGCAUUCGUCAGAAAAUACAAACUAGCAUACAGCUUGACUGGCAAAGACUGGAAAUACAUCAUUGACAGCAAGACUGGGUUUGCUAAGAUUUUUGAAGGGAACAGCCACUAUGAUACUCCGGAGGUACGCAGGUUUGAUGAGAUCAUUGCCCGCUACGUCAGGGUCUUCCCGGAGCGCUGGUCCCCCGCUGGGAUCGGCAUGAGGGUGGAGGUCCUCGGCUGCGACCUUCCCGGUAAGCGUGCACGCUCGCUAGCAGAGACACUUGUUAAAGGCACAUGA
This is a messenger RNA of Menidia menidia (Atlantic silverside), 1773 nucleotides long. The record is from the annotation of a GenBank genome assembly. NCBI's taxonomy places the organism in Eukaryota, Metazoa, Chordata, Actinopteri, Atheriniformes, Atherinopsidae.